AGACUUGCAGGCUUUCCCUCAUCAGAAUGAUGAAGGUUCACUUCACACAUGCCACUCAACAUUUCUGUACUGCAUUAAAUAGAAGAUCAAAAGAAGGUUGGGAUCUUCUCUGGAAAAGUUUGGUCAGGCCAGGCAUUUGAACACUGUCACAGGCAGCGGACUUGACCCAUGGAGGACAGCUGACUCCACAGAGCCAAGGAAUUGGGUUUUGCAAUGGAAGGAUUAUGGUUGUUGAUGCUUCUAAUGAUAAGAGUGCUUGUGGGCUCUGCUCAGUUCAAUGGUUACAACUGCGAUGCCAACCUCCACAGCAGAUUUCCUGCUGAAAGAGACAUCAAUGUGUACUGUGGAGUGCAGACCAUAACAAUGAAGAUUAAUUUUUGCACGGUCCUCUUCUCGGGUUAUUCUGAAACAGACCUGGCUCUGAAUGGAAGGCACGGGGAUUCCCACUGCAGGGGCUUCAUCAAUAACAACACCUUUCCAGCAGUGGUCAUUUUCAUCAUCAAUCUCAGCACCUUAGAGGGCUGUGGAAACAACUUAGUGGUCUCCACAAUUCCUGGUGUCACUGGUUAUGGAAAUUCAACUUCAGUACAAAUAGGAAAUAUUUCAGGAUAUAUUGAUACUCCAGACCCACCAACAAUCAUCAGCUAUCUACCUGGGCUUCUUUAUAAAUUUAGUUGUAGUUAUCCUUUGGAAUAUCUGGUUAAUAACACUCAACUUGCUUCGUCCUCAGCUGCUAUUUCAGUGAGAGAGAACAAUGGGACAUUUGUCAGCACUUUGAGCCUGCUCCUUUAUAACGAUUCAACCUACAGUCAGCAGUUAAUUAUCCCGAGUAUAGGAUUGCCUUUGAAAACCAAAGUGUUUGCAUCUGUGCAAGCUACAAAUCUGGAUGGCAGAUGGAAUGUCUUGAUGGAUUCUUGCUAUACAACCCCAUCAGGGAACCCAAAUGAUGAUAUUCGAUAUGAUCUCUUCCUUAGCUGUGACAAAGACCCUCAGACCACCGUCAUUGAAAAUGGCAGGAGCCAGCGGGGCCGGUUUUCAUUUGAAGUGUUCCGUUUUGUGAAACACAAAAAUCAGAAAAUGUCCACUGUCUUCCUGCACUGCGCUACCAAGCUCUGCAGAGCUGACGACUGCCCCUUCCUUAUGCCGAUUUGUGGCCACAGAGAAAGGAGAGAUGCUGCAAGCAGGACCACUUGGAGUCCCCAGAGCACUUCCGGAAGCGCAGUCCUCUCUGCUGGCCCCAUCAUUACUCGAAGUGAUGAAACGCCAACCAACAAUUCUCAGCUUGGUUCUCUGGGUGAGCCGCCUUUCCAGCUGAACGCCAUCACCAGUGCCCUUAUAUCAGGAAUGGUCAUUCUAGGUGUUCUGAGCUUUUCCCUUCUCCUGUGUUCACUAGCCCUUCUCCACAGGAAGGGACCUACCAGUCUGGUGUUGAAUGGCAUAAGAAACCCUGUCUUUGAGUGA
Molecule: messenger RNA, 1461 nt
Organism: Perognathus longimembris pacificus (Pacific pocket mouse)
Lineage: Eukaryota; Metazoa; Chordata; Mammalia; Rodentia; Heteromyidae
Gene: Zpld1
Product: zona pellucida like domain containing 1
Exons: 12
Coding region: 214-1461 (415 amino acids)
Cellular component (GO): cell surface
Source: RefSeq, a predicted model, not a curated record